Molecule: messenger RNA, 1062 nt
Organism: Lichtheimia ornata
Lineage: Eukaryota; Fungi; Mucoromycota; Mucoromycetes; Mucorales; Lichtheimiaceae
Exons: 6
Coding region: 1-1062 (353 amino acids)
Biological process (GO): mRNA export from nucleus
Cellular component (GO): THO complex part of transcription export complex
Molecular function (GO): protein binding
Source: RefSeq, a predicted model, not a curated record
AUGGUCGAUCUAGAAGAGAACGUAUCCGACACUGGCCAAAUCCUUUAUGAUUGGAACCCACCCACUGGUGUAUUACAAAACUACUAUUACAAUGGAUCACGCAUUACGAGUUCCGAGAUGCGGACCAUGUUCUCCAAGCACAGACUACGAGAAUACAAAGGACACAAGGAAAAGGUUCAUACGGUGGCAUGGAAUAGCGAUGGACGAAAGCUAGCUUCGGGAUCAGUGGAUAAGACGGCGCGUGUAUGGACACCACACCGAGGGACUGAUAUUCGAUACUCAGUGGAGCUCAAAGGACACACCGAUAGCGUUGAUCAACUUGAUUGGGAUCCAACACAUCCAGAUCGAUUAGCAACAGCAUCAUGUGACAAGACAGCAAGAAUAUGGGAUCAGCGAUCUGGUAAAUGCACAUCCGUUAUACAGACUGGAGGCGAGAACAUCAACAUUUGCUGGAGCCCGGAUGGCAACAACAUCGCUGUAGGCGACAAGAAUGAUACGAUCAGCUUCAUCGACACACGUACUUGCACAAUUAUCAUGACACAAAAGCAUACAGUUGAAGUCAAUGAGAUUGCAUGGAACAAUGCCAACGACAUGUUUUUCGUUACAACGGGACAAGGCACUAUACGCGCUUACGAAUAUCCAUCUUUACAACUUGUUCAUUCACUUCGUGGACACACUGCCAAUUGUUAUUGCGUUGAAGCAGAUCCUACGAGUCGCUACCUUGCUGCUGGAUCAGCUGAUGCAUUGGUAUCCUUGUGGGACAUGAAGACAUUCAAUUGCGUACGCUCAUUCUCAGAACUUUCAUGGCCUGUGAGGACAUUGAGUUUCAGUUACGAUGGUCAAUUCAUUGCAUCAGCUUCCGAAGAUAGCUUCAUUGAUAUUUCGCAUGUUGAUAGCGGAGAAUCGGUUCAUCAUGUCGAAUGUACAGCUGCCAUGAACACAGUUGCCUGGCAUCCACGUGAUUACUAUCUUGCAUUUGCUGGUGACGAGAUGUCCUCGGAUGGUAAAUACGCCGGCAAUCUCAGAAUCUUUAGCGUCAAGGAUCCACGGGAAUACUCCUAG